CUUCUAGACUUGCCAGAAGCAACAGAGGACUAAAGAUGAAGAUCUUUUUCUUAUUCACCUUUUCCACUUUUUUCUUGUCUGCUUUUGAACAAGCAGCUGCUUCUGCUCACUAUGACAAGAUUUUAACUCAUAGUCGAAUAAGGGCACGCGACCAAGGACCAAAUGUCUGUGCCCUUCAACAAGUUAUGGGAACAAAAAAGAAAUACUUCAGCACCUGCAGAAACUGGUACCAGGGAGCCAUCUGUGGAAAAAAAGCAACUGUCUUAUAUGAGUGCUGUCCUGGCUAUAUGAAGAUGGAUGGUACGAGAGGAUGUCCUGCAGUUGCUCCUAUUGAUCAUGUAUAUGGUACACUUGGAAUUGUGGGAGCUACCUCCACGCAAGAGUAUUCUGACAUAUCAAAGCUGAGAGAAGAGAUUGAGGGACGAGGAUCAUUCACUUUCUUUGCACCAAGCAAUGAAGCAUGGGAGCAAUUAAAUUCAGAAAUUCACAAGAAUUUGGUUGACAAUGUAAAUAUUGAACUGUAUAAUGCUCUCCGCCACCACAUGGUAAACAAGCGCAUGCUGACAAAAGAUCUUAAGCAUGGCAUGACUCUGGUGUCUAUGUAUAAUGACCAGAAAUUGUUUAUUAACCAUUAUCCUAAUGGGGUUGUUACUGUAAACUGUGCCAGGGUCAUCCAUGGCAACCAGAUUGCUACCAAUGGUGUUGUUCAUGUCAUCGAUCGUGUCCUGACUGCUGUCGGAAAUACCAUUCAAGAUUUUAUUGAGGUUGAGGAUGAUCUUUCAUCACUUAGAGCUGCUGCCAUCACAUCAGAUGUCUUGGAUAUUCUAGGAAGGCCAGGUCAUUACACACUUUUUGCUCCUACUAAUGAAGCUUUUGAGAGACUUCCAAGAGGAAUCCUAGAAAGGAUCAUGGGUGACAAAGUGGCGUCUGAAGCCCUUGUGAAGUUCCAUAUUUUAAAUACUCUACAGUGCUCUGAAGCUAUCACAGGUGGAGCUGUCUAUGAAACCUUGGAAGGAAACACAGUUGAAGUUGGUUGUGAUGGUGAAAGUCUGACUGUGAAUGGAGUGAAGAUGGUGAAACGCAAAGAUAUUGUGACAAGCAAUGGCGUUAUCCACCUCAUUGAUGAAGUGCUAAUUCCUGAUUCUGCCAAGCAAGUCACUGAGCUUGGGGGUGCCCAGCAAACUACUUUUACAGACCUGGUUGCACAGCUAGGACUGGCAUCUUCUCUAAGACCAGAAGGACAAUACACUCUCCUGGCACCUCUGAAUGGUGCUUUCUCAGAUGACACCUUAAGGAUGGAUCAACGUCUUCUUAGAACAAUCCUGCAGAAUCACAUUAUAAAAGUGAAAGUUGGACUCAAUGAACUGUACAAUGGACAAGAACUGGAGACAAUUGGAGGAAAACUACUUAGAGUCUUUGUGUAUCGCACAGCUGUAUGUAUUGAAAAUUCAUGCAUGGUCAGAGGAAGCAAAGAAGGAAGAAAUGGUUUUAUUCACAUCUUCAGACAGAUCAUCAAUCCAGCAGAAAAGACAUUGCAUGAAAUGCUGAGAAGUGAUAAGCGUUUUAGCGUUUUCCUCAGUCUGGUGAAAGCUGCGGAUUUAGAUGAUGUUCUGUCACGGCCUGGGGAAUGGACUCUGUUUGUUCCAACUAAUGAUGCCUUUAAAGGUUUGACCGAUGAUGAUAAGGACAUAUUGAUAAGAGACAAAAAUGCUCUCAGGAAUAUUAUUCUUUAUCACUUGACACAAGGAGUUUUCAUUGGAAGUGGCUUUGAGCCUGGUGUGACAAACAUUCUUAAAACCAUCCAAGGAGGGAAACUCUACUUGAAAACAGUGAAUGAUACUCUUCUGGUUAAUGAACUGAAAUCAAGAGAACCUGAUCUCAUGGCAACCAAUGGUGUCAUUCAUGUCAUUGAUAAACUCCUAUAUCCAGCAGAUCUGCCUGUUGGAAAUGAUCAGUUGCUCACAAUCCUGAAGAAGUUGAUUAAAUACAUUCAAAUUAAGUUUGUUCGUGACAGUACCUUCAAAGAGAUUCCGCUGACGUUUUACAACCCAUCUAUCACACAGCUCACUAAAUUAAUUGAAGGGGAACCUGAGUUCAAAAUAGUCAGGGAAGGGGAGACAAUAACUAAAGUGAUUCAUGGAGAACCAAUUAUUAAAACAUACACCAAAAUCAUUGAUGGGCGACCUGUGGAAGUGACAGAGAAAAAAGUAACAGAAGAAAGAAUUAUUCAAGGUCCUGAAAUAAAAUAUACCAGAAUUACUGCAGGUGGUUCAGACAAUGAAGAAAAGUUAAAGAAGUUGCUUGAAGAAGAGGUUACCAAGGUGACCAAAUUUAUUGAAGGUGAUGGUCAUUUACUUGAAGAUGAAGAAAUCAAAAGACUUCUGCAGGGAGCUGGAACUGAAUACACCAAGGUUACUAAAGUUAUUGAGGGAGAGCCACAGAUUAUCGAGAGAGAAAUCAAGAAAGUCCAUCUGGAAGAAGCACCAAUACGGAAAGUACAACCAACCAGGAGGACACAAGGGGGAACAGGACGAAGGAGGACAAGACUAGCUUAUUCCUAAAAGCUUUCCAAGAUAGAAUCCACAGAAUUACAAAUUAACAACAUGGUCUUUGAGAAGAAAUGGAUUGUGGUUUUUUUU
Messenger RNA from Eurypyga helias (sunbittern), 2639 nucleotides. It is a transcript of the gene POSTN, whose product is annotated as periostin, osteoblast specific factor. Bases 36 to 2561 code for a protein of 841 amino acids. Lineage: Eukaryota; Metazoa; Chordata; Aves; Eurypygiformes; Eurypygidae. Gene Ontology annotation, molecular function: protein binding. The transcript has 23 exons. The record is from RefSeq and is a predicted model, not a curated record.